AUGGGCGACCUCUCAGACAUCGACAUCACACACAACAUCAUGGCCGCGGCCCAGCAGGUCUCGAUCACAGACGCCAACGGCGCAUACCAGCAGCCUGACCACUUGGACUUCUCGUGGGCGCCUCCACUGUACGAACGCAACAUCAACGAGGGGCGGCCUGUGCGCAUUGUAUGCGUUGGCGCGGGCUUCAGCGGCCUCUGCGCCGCCGUGCACUUCAAGGACCACCUCACCAACUUUGAGCUGCAGAUCUACGAGCGGGGCGACGAUGUCGGCGGGGUAUGGAACCAGAACCGAUACCCCGGUGUCGCGUGCGACGUGCCUUCUCACUCGUACCAGCUGAGCUUCUGCGAGAAGACGGACUGGUCGGCGUACUACGCCCCCGGCUCCGAGAUCCACGGGUACCUCAGCACCGUGGCCGAGCGCUACAACCUGCGCCAGUACAUCAAGCUGCAGCACACGGUCACGCACACACGGUGGGACGAGGAGAGGGGCAAGUGGUUCGUGACUGUAACAAACGCAGCGGGUGAGAGCCACGAGGACGAGUGCGACUUCGUGCUCUUCGCCACGGGCCUGCUCUCUAAGCCCAUUUGGCCCGAUAACAUCCCCGGCCGCGCGUCUUUCAAGGGCACAAUGGUUCACUCGGGCGACUGGAAGGCGGCCAAGCUUCCCGAAGACCCUGCGUUCUGGGCCGACAAGCGUGUCGGCGUCAUCGGCAUGGGUGCCAGCGGCGUACAGAUUGUGCCGACCCUCCAGAAAAAGGCUUUGAGCGUCACCAACUUUGGUCGUAGUAAGCUGUGGAUUUCGGGCGGCUGGGGCUCCAAGAUGUUCGAAAAGCUCCACAAGUACAAGAAGGAUCGCGGCACCAACUAUUUCUUCACGGACGAGGACAUUGCGGCGUUCAAGAGCGAGGAGGCGUAUCGCAAGUUCCGGUGUGAGAUCGAGGAGGACCUAGGAUCGACGCACGAGCUGUCGUUCCGAGGGCAUCCACUGCAGGCCGUAUUUGCGGACAAGUUCACCGAGACAAUGCGGGACAAGCUUGCACGCAAGCCCGAGAUCGCCGCCGCCAUCCUCCCCGACUUCCCCGUCGGAUGCAAGCGUCUGUCACCCGGCCCUGGAUACCUCGAGGCGCUGUGCGAAGACAAUUGUGGGCUGGUAACGGACAAGAUUGAGAGCUUCACGCCGCGUGGCAUCCGGACGGCAGACGGCACCGAGCAUGAGCUCGACAUCAUUGUGUGCGCGACGGGCUUCGACGUGACAUUUAUCCCGGCUUUCCCGAUCAUCGGCCGCGGCGGCAUCAACAUCCAGGAGCUGUGGGCCAAGGAGAGCCGCACCUACCUGGGCAUGUUCGCACCAGAGAUGCCCAACGCAUUCAACGUCCUCACGACGCAGGCGGCUGCAGGCUCAGGCUCCCUACUCGUCGUCCUCGAGCAGCAGUGCGCGUACAUUACCAAGAUGAUCGGCAAAUGCCAGCGGGAUGGGUACCGGUCGUUCGCUCCGCGGAGAAAGGCCGUCGACGACUUCCUCAAGUACACGGAUGCGUACUUUGGCCGGACGGUGCUCACGUCGAGCUGCCGGAGUUGGUACAAGAACGGGGAGACGGGUGAGGCGACGAUCCGCGCCAUCUGGCCCGGUAGCGGGUCCCACGCUUUCAUGGCUCUGCAGCACCCGCGAUGGGAGGACUUUGAGUGGGAGACCAUCAAGGAGCAUGAGCACUCGAUGAGCUGGCUCGGCAACGGGUGUGCACCGUACAUCGAUGGCGCGGGGGUGCACCUUGCCAUGCGCGGCUUCUACAGGCCUCAGACGCACUACAUUUACUAGACUUAGAUUGGUUGUACGCAGAGUAGUGAUAGGAGUGGCAGCAGAU
Molecule: messenger RNA, 1864 nt
Organism: Cutaneotrichosporon oleaginosum
Lineage: Eukaryota; Fungi; Basidiomycota; Tremellomycetes; Trichosporonales; Trichosporonaceae
Molecular function (GO): flavin adenine dinucleotide binding; NADP binding; N,N-dimethylaniline monooxygenase activity
Source: RefSeq, a predicted model, not a curated record